Messenger RNA from Pelmatolapia mariae (spotted tilapia), 2432 nucleotides. RefSeq names its product oocyte zinc finger protein XlCOF6.1-like. The record is from RefSeq and is a predicted model, not a curated record. The coding region runs from base 336 to 1508 and encodes 390 amino acids. The transcript has 3 exons. Gene Ontology annotation, biological process: regulation of transcription by RNA polymerase II. NCBI's taxonomy places the organism in Eukaryota, Metazoa, Chordata, Actinopteri, Cichliformes, Cichlidae. Gene Ontology annotation, molecular function: DNA-binding transcription factor activity; RNA polymerase II cis-regulatory region sequence-specific DNA binding.
UCGUGUUUGCGUCUCCGAGGCUUGUACGGUGUGGUUAGCUAAAACGUUAGCGUCAGCGACAGUAGCUAACAAACGCUGUAAAAGUGCGGCUGUUGUGUUUGUACUUGCAUGCCGGUGUGACUCUGUGUUAACGCUACCCUCGAGUUUAUUUAUAACCCCUUAUUGACAGACGCUGCAAGUGGACGGGUUAAUGCUAGAGUCGACACACAAACAUUCCAGCAAAUCUGUGCAAAAGCAUAGAUAUAUUUUUUUGUAUAGGUAAAUAAACAACAUGUUAGCUUUCAGAACCAGCACUGACCACUUUCAGUUUCACGUGCAUCUUUAAGGCUGCAGCAAUGGGCCCAGACACCACACCUGUCCCUAAAACAGAGUCUGCAGAGGAAAGUCCAGAAAUAGUGGUGGUGAAAAUAAUCUCAGAAUCAGAUUCCAGUGAUGCUUCAGUGACCGAGCCAGAGAACGCCAAACAGCCACAGAGCAACACAUCAGACAAGUGUUACCCUUGCACUGUCUGUGGCAAGGUAUUUGACAGACCGUCAAAGCUUGAGAGGCAUAAACCUGUACACACGAGGAAGCCCAAGACUCUUCAUAACUGUGAGCAUUGUAAUAAGAGCUUUACACAACAAGAGAAGCUGAUCCGACACCAGAAUUGCCACAGUAGGACUAACAAGCACCCCUGUCCUGACUGUGGAAAAGUGUUCAAUAGACCCUCAAAAUUAGAGAGGCAUAAACGCACACACACAAAACAACCCAAGGUACCUCAUCAGUGUUCAUACUGCAUGAAGACGUUCAGCAAACUUAACAAACUCAUUCGUCACAAGCGUAUGCACACUGGAGAGAAGCCUUUCACCUGUUCGGUCUGCGGUAAGGGAUUCUCCGAGUCAGGUCACUGCAAAGCACACGAAAAGACACACGAGGAGCAGCCAGAAAAACCUCACAGUUGUGCGGAUUGCGGGAUGUGUUUCUUCAAGGCCUCGGAGCUCCGUAGGCACUUCCGCUCCCACACAGGAGAGAAGCCUUUCAAAUGUACCUUAUGUGAGAGCUGCUUCUCUCGCUCUGAGGGACUGAAAAGGCACAUGAGGAGCCACACAGGGGAAAGACCAUACAAAUGCAUUAUCUGUGGCAAGCAGUUUUAUUCUCGCCAGGAUUUGAAUAUUCAUGGAUUGACCCACACAGGGGAGAAGCCACAUCUUUGCCCUGUGUGUGGUAAAGGCUUUUCACAGCUGGGCAACAUGAAAGAGCAUGAACAAAAUGUUCAUAUUAAGUCAGAAAAAUAUAUUUGUAAUGAAUGUGGAGCAACUUUUACGCGAUACAAGUCACUGACAAAGCAUCGGCGGACACAUACUGGAGAGAGACCCUAUUUGUGCCUCACCUGCGGCCGCAGGUUUUCAUGGAGCCAUUCUCUCAGCAGACACCGGAGGUCACACGCACACAGACAGAUGGCUGGGGACACAUCCAAAGAAAUACUAAGUUUUGAAGGACCUUCAGAGAAUCCCGACAGUGUAACAUAAAAGUCGAGUACUUUUUAAAAGCACAUUUCCUCUUCAUUUAGUUUUGGUGAAAAGAAAGAGAGAGAAGCUCAUUUCUGUUCUAAUGACAAGUUAUUUAAAGUUGUUGUGAUGAUUCACCUUUCUGCUUGCAUUGCUGACUGUCCACUAAAAUUCUUUUUAAAAAUCUCAGUUAGGACAGGGCACCAGGUCAGUGCUAGAAGAUGUGUUUGCUGAAGUCUGUAUUAAUUGGAGUACAGCAGCAGUUAAAAUUUUGGAUGUGCCUAGAAUAUCUACUGUUUGAUCUCACAGCUCAGUGUUGGUCUGCUCUGUUCACAGUUCACUUGUAUGACAUGUGGUGUGGCUAGCAUUUAAGAAUAUUUUAUAGUUCUUUACCAAAGGACAAGAUAAUAGAAUUGCCCUGCCAAAUGGCUGGAAAGUUUCUCUGGACCUACAGUUAUAUCAGUACAACAUUUUGUAUGGUGCAGUGCAAACCAGGAUGUAGCUAAGUAUUGCUUCUUUCUGCAGUUUAUAAAACAAAGUGUACUUUCUUUUAAAAAUAUUUGUUACCUAAUUUGCCAUCAUAGUAAGUGUCAAAUAUGCAGAUUUUGCAUUUACAGUCAAUUACAGAAUUUUUUUCAGUAGUUAAAUCUUUACAAUAUGGUUAUGCUCUUCUAAAUUAGAGUAAAAAAGAAAAAUGAAACUGCAGUAAUGUCCUUUGGGCAGGACCUGCAGUGAUGUCACAGUGGCCAGAGGUACUCCACUCUUGAGUGCAGUAGCAUUUUUAAGCUUGUACAAGUUGUGAAAAAAAUUAAAUGAACAAAGAACAUUGUACUUUUUAAGUUUUUAUAUCAGUAUAAUUUUAUAUUAGAUGUACAACAUAUAUAUAAUGUAGUUGUGUAAUCCAAUGAUUUUUAUCUUAUUCAUGCAUGAUAGCUUACAUUCAAU